GGUGGGGCUCUAAACAGACCAUGCCUACCGUGGAUGGGCCUCCAACAAAUUUUUGCGUUUGAAAUCGUUUUGUUUUCUGAAGCCCGUAAAGCCAACUUAAGCCCCCGCCUAAAUCCCACCUCUUUCCCCUCCACCCGUCGCGCGCGCGCUCUCUCUCUCUCUCUCUGAUACUAAAAAUGCUCGCUGUGGCAUUUCCACAGUCAACUUGCACGCAUCUCAAUUUCAACCUCCAAAACGAGUCCUUAGCGUCGGUCUCAUAUCAAUUACCCAACUGUCUUCUUCCCCAAAGGUUUGAUCAACAUAGAGGCAGUUCCGGACGUUUCCAACUCUAUACGCUCAAGUGCAAAUUUGCCAGGGUCAAAGAACCUCCUUCCCCCAGCCUAGAUACAGUGAAAAGGGAACCUCAUAAGUAUUUUGAUCAAGUCACUAUCACAGUUCGUUCUGGAGAUGGAGGUCAUGGCACCGUUCUUAGUUUGCCUAACCAAAAAACAACUUCAAAACCCCGAGGAAAGCUUGAAAAAGAAAAAGCAAGGAGGAAAAGUUUGUUCAAAAGGGAUUUUGAUGGGUCUCUUAUCCUACCUAUGGGUGGGCAUGGGGGGGAUGUUGUAAUUUAUGCAGAUGAGGGGAAAGACACAUUGUUGGAGUUUCACAAGAACAGCCGCUAUAAUGCAAAGCGUGGGGGAAACGUUAGUGCAAUGGGAGUUUUAACAUCCCAAUUACAAAAUGGGCUUGCAGCUCUGACACUGCGUAUUCCAGUGCCUCUAGGUACUGUUGUAAGACGUAAGCGUGGAAGCUUUAUGGCUGACUUGGCACGCCCAGGUGACGAGAUUCUUGUUGCAAGAGGCGGACAAGGAGGGAUUAGCUUGAUAGAAAUGCCAGUGCAUGGAAGGAAACGAGUAACGAACUUAACCACAAAUGUGAUGAGAGAUGAAAGUGACAAGGUUCUAACUUUUGGCCAGCAAGGGGAGGAGGUUAAUUUGGAGUUAAUCCUAAGAGUUGUUGCUGAUGUUGGUCUAAUUGGACUCCCAAAUGCUGGGAAAUCUACGUUAUUGGCAGCAAUAACGCUUGCAAAGCCUGAUAUUGCUGAUUAUCCCUUCACAACAUUAAUGCCAAACCUUGGACGCCUUGAUGGUGACCCUAGUUUAGGGGCAGGGAAGUAUUUUUCUGAAGCAACAUUGGCAGAUUUACCUGGUCUUAUUGAAGGUGCUCAUCUGGGGAAGGGUCUUGGUCGCAAUUUUUUGCGGCACUUGAGGAGGACUCGCUUGUUGGUGCAUGUUGUUGAUGCGGCUGCUGAGAAUCCUAUUGGUGACUACAGAACAGUAAGAGAAGAAUUGAGAAUGUAUAAUCCUGAAUAUCUAGAACGACCAUACAUAGUUGUGCUAAAUAAGAUUGACAUUCCUGAGGCAACAGAUAGGCUUCCAUCUUUGAUUCAAGAAAUAUCAAUAAUUGGAACAGAUGAGACAAGCUCUGGAGAUGCAGUUCAAGCAGUAUCAGCUGAUGGGGAUCAUGCAGAUGGUUCAGGAUUCUCCGAGGAGGAUAAGAAGGUAAAAGAAAUUGAGGACUAUCCACGCCCCUUUGCUGUUGUGGGUGCCAGUGUUUUGAAGGGUAUCGGAACAAAAGAGAUGUUGGAGGAAAUACGGGCAGCCUUAAGAAAGUGUCGAGAUUCCAAUGAAUGACUAGUACCAUGAGAAUUUUCAACAGUCAUGAUGAUUAAAAUACCUCUACUGAAUCAAAAUAGCAAGACCGUACAAAACUGAACUUACCAUGUCAUGAUUUUGGAAGCAUCGCUUCAACAAUUUGCUGCGACAGUAGUGUCUACUCACUUGCCACUCCAGAGUUGCCGGAUGGCUGAGCUAAACACAAUGUUUGAGUUGUCGACAGGUUCCCUUCUCCAUCUUAUCUUGGCUCCUUGCUAAUUUGAUCUUUAAUUUACCAGUUGGCUCCAUUGAAAGUGUGAUUUUGGCAGCCAUGUGUAAAGCUGUUUUGUUUGAUAAUGAAAGGUUUGUUUAUUUUCUUGUGA
This is a messenger RNA of Rhododendron vialii, 2020 nucleotides long. RefSeq names its product probable GTP-binding protein OBGC2. The record is from RefSeq and is a predicted model, not a curated record. NCBI's taxonomy places the organism in Eukaryota, Viridiplantae, Streptophyta, Magnoliopsida, Ericales, Ericaceae. Gene Ontology annotation, molecular function: GTPase activity; GTP binding. The coding region runs from base 177 to 1676 and encodes 499 amino acids. The transcript has 10 exons. Gene Ontology annotation, cellular component: mitochondrion.